This is a messenger RNA of Tinamus guttatus (white-throated tinamou), 981 nucleotides long. The record is from RefSeq and is a predicted model, not a curated record. Lineage: Eukaryota; Metazoa; Chordata; Aves; Tinamiformes; Tinamidae.
CUGCUGCUGCUCGUGGGGUUGCUCGUGUACUGCCGCAAGAAGGAGGGCCUGGACGCCGACGUGGCCGACUCGUCCAUCCUCACCGCCGGCUUCCAGCCCGUCAGCAUCAAGCCCAGCAAGGCCGACAACCUGCUGACCAUCCAGCCCGACCUCAGCAGCACCACCAUGACCUACCAGGGCUCGCUGUGCCCACGCCAGGACGGCCCCGCCAAGCUCCAGCUGCCCAACGGGCACCUGCUGAGCCCGCUGGGCGCCGGGCGGCACACGCUGGCCGAGGGCGCCGACUUCGUGGCCCGUCUCUCCACCCAGAGCUACUUCCGCUCCCUGCCCCGCGGCACCAACAACAUGGCCUACGGCACCUUCAACUUCUUGGGGGGGCGGCUCAUGAUCCCCAACACAGGGAUCAGCCUGCUCAUCCCGCCCGACGCCAUCCCGCGGGGCAAGAUCUAUGAGGUCUACCUGACACUGCACAAGCAGGAGGAGGAGGUGAUCCAGCUGGAGAAGCAGAUGGGGGGCCAGCUGAUCGGAGCGCCCCGGGUGCUGCACUUCAAGGACAGCUACCACAACCUGCGCCUCUCCAUCCACGACAUGCCCAGCUCCCUCUGGAAGAGCAAGCUCCUGGCCAGCUACCAGGAGAUCCCCUUCUACCACAUCUGGAGUGGGCUGCAGCCCUACCUGCACUGCACCUUCACCCUGGAGCGCCUCAGCCCCAGCACCUGCGAGCUGGCCUGCAAGAUCUGGAUCUGGCAGGUGGAGGGCGACGGGCAGAGCUUCACCAUCAACUUCAACAUCGCCAAGGACACCCGGUUCUCCGACUGGCUGAUCCCUGACAGCGACGUGGGCUCCCCAGCCCUGGUGGGCCCCAGUGCCUUCAAGAUCCCCUUCCUCAUCCGCCAGAAGAUCAUCAGCAGCCUGGACACGCCGUGCGCCCACGGGGCCGACUGGCGAACGCUGGCACAGAAGCUCAACCUGGACAGGUAA